This is a messenger RNA of Fomitopsis serialis, 849 nucleotides long. RefSeq lists its product as uncharacterized. The record is from RefSeq and is a predicted model, not a curated record. Gene Ontology annotation, biological process: proteolysis. The transcript has 3 exons. The coding region runs from base 1 to 849 and encodes 282 amino acids. Lineage: Eukaryota; Fungi; Basidiomycota; Agaricomycetes; Polyporales; Fomitopsidaceae.
AUGCCUGGGCCUGAAGAAUCUCCGGCGGGCGACACCCUCCCGGAUCCAGCUCCUUUGUACGUCCUUGUGACGGGGUACGGUCCCUUCUCCACCUACGAGGUGAACCCUUCCUGGCUCGCCGUCAAGCCGCUGCACGACACGUCCCUCCGCACCCUCGACGCCUCCGCCCGGCCCAUCCACAUCACCGCGCUCGAAGUGCCCGUCACCUACACGGACGUCCUCUCCCUCACCCCCGGCUUCCACUCACGCCCACCCGUCCUGCCGGCGCCGCCCAACGAACCUACUUCCGCCUCCUCUCGGCCGCCCGCGCACGGCUUCGACUUCGUCCUGCACGUCGGCGUGGCGGGCUCCGGGCCCAUGCGCGCCGAGAAGCGCGGGCGGAAGGUUGGGUACAACUCGCCGGACGCGGAGGGUAGGCUCUGUCCUGCUAUCCCGACCGAUGGGGACGGGGACGAGGGCGCGCGGAACGCUACGCCGUCGCCAGGCGUGCUGCACAGAUUCGCGCGCAGUCUGUAUGCAUACCUGAAAUCGCCCACGCGAGGAUUCGGGAAGGGAUACGAGGACUUCCCAGAAGAACUGUUCACCAAAGUGAACACGGAAGGGUUGCUCCAAUAUCUGAAGGAGACUGGUUUCACGCAAAUCGUGCCGUCGACGGAUGCGGGGCUGUAUCUCUGCGAGUUCAUCAACUACUGCUCGCUCGCGGAGGCGAAGCGGGCCGCGCCAAAGAAUGAGAGCGGGAAGGCUACGCCGACAUUGUUCCUGCAUUGUCCGCCCGUCGAUCAGCCGCUGAGCACGCAGGACGUCACUGCGGUGUUGCAGAAAGUCGUGUCUUGGGUCUGUAGCCAAUGA